AUGGAGGAUCAGACCGGCUGUUCGCGUGGCGAUGUGUCAUCAUCGCACUAUAUGAUAGUUCUAUUGGACUUCACUACUUCGAAUUUAUUUUUAUUGCGAAUUAAUGGCGUAGCCAGCACCAUGUCGACCCUAACGAAAAUGACCCGCACGGUUAAAAAACUGGAGGUGCCCAGACCUUUGAAAUCGACGACCAGUUCUGCUCACAACCGCAACUCUGUAUUGGACGUCAAAAUAAACUCUGUUGAUGACCUCAUAGUGUUAACAGAAGCAGUGGCGUAUCAAAUGAUGCAGGGUAAUUAUGACCGUGCACUCCAAAGUAAUGUGGCCACCAUGUACUCUAAUCUGAAGCUGUAUGGCGCCCAGCUCGAAGCACUUUACAAGGACUUUCUCGAUAGAUAUUUUGUUGUGUUCCGUAAUGGUUCACAGGAUGAGCGAUUGGAUAAGAAAACUAGACUUCAUCUUCUUGAGCUUAUUGAGCUGCGCGCCAAACUGUGGCAGGGCUCUGACUACAUGAGUCAAUAUUAUAGACAUCGUGGCACACAUGCUGAGCCACUUUUGGUGCCGACGAUGGAGGGGUCAGGCUCGGGUGGCUCGGUGUCUCCGACGCUGGCUGCGCCCGCCGAGCAGCCUUCACUGCUCGGUCCCGGCGAAAUCAUCAAGCCCUCGGGAAAGUUUCCUAAGCCCACCAAGAUACCUGGCAAAAACUAUUCCAAGGAUGAAGUAGUCAUCAGGAAUGCUGACUCCGGGAAAGUGAUGGGUAUCAAGGGCAGGAGGGUGCACAUGAUCGAGGAGCUAAGUGACACGAUUAUAUCGUUUCAGCGAGUGAGUCCCGGGGCAAAGGAGCGUCUAGUGCAGAUUACUGGACCAAAUGAGGAAAAUGUAAACCACGCUAAGCACCUAAUCGGUGACACGAUCCGGCGCAAUGCAUCGCCGGUGCGGCUGGAGUCCGCGCUCGAGAGCGGCGCUCUGGCUGGCUCGCGCGCCUCGCUCGACUCUAACGGCUCGGACGACGCGCCGCGUCCUCGGGAGAAAUCUCCUCACAAUUCUCGAGCUCUGCUCCAUAGCUUCUCUACAAAUGACGCCGCACUAGGAGAGUAUAAGUACACUGUGACUUUUGGGCAACAUUCCAUUAAGAUCACGGGCAAUAAUUUGGAUCUUGUAAAGACUGCGAAGUUAGUAUUAGACGAGUACUUCGAGAGCGCGGGCGCUCUGGAGGCGAUGGGCGCGGGGUCGGGCGACUUCUUCACGCUGUCGCAGCGCCCCGCCGCCGCGCUGCUGCUGCGGGACGACGCCGCGCUCAACGGCGCCGACGACGACGUGUUCGCGCCGCCGCCCGACAACGGUGGCACGAGCGGGUCGCGGCAGACGUACACGUACGAGACGCUGGUGCAGUACGCGGACUCGCCGCUGAGCAAGCUGCCGCCCAGCGGGCUCGGCGCCUUCCCCCCGGAGCUGGCGCGCAAGACUUGCCUGGAGUUCGACAGCGCCAGCUACCUGAAGAAGGUUCGUGCGGCGGGCGGCACCACCGUGGUCGCCGUAGACGCGCCGGACUCACCCGAACCCGAGUAA
Arctia plantaginis is the source of this 1569-nucleotide messenger RNA. The record is from the annotation of a GenBank genome assembly. NCBI's taxonomy places the organism in Eukaryota, Metazoa, Arthropoda, Insecta, Lepidoptera, Erebidae.